ACCUGCGCUGAGACCAGAAGAAGAGAUUUGGACGUUCGGAGGUUAAUAGUUGCAUUAUGCUACAAGAAUACAGUUAUGUUACGCAGUUAACACUAUCUAGAGGAAGUGACAUAAGAAAAAAAAAAGUAAAAUGUUUUGAGCCAUAUUUAGACGGAGAUACAGUUCAGUGAUGGAGCCUGUUGUGCUGAACGCUGUUCCUCCGUACGGGCACGUUAUUGCUAGCGAUACAUGGAGAAAUUCGGCACUGAUUCAGAGCUUAAAGGGUGGAGGUGUGAAGAUCCUCUUUGAGAAUGAGCUCGGUGUGGCAGAUUUUCACCUGCCCAACAAAGCCUGCAUCCUCUACGUGUCUGAGUGCGACAUUAUAGCGGGAAACUGCUACAAGAGGAAGCUGGUUCGCUACAGAAAUGCCAGCAGCCGUUUCCAGCAGCUGGUGCUGGUGGAGAGCACCGGGCUGAGUGAGCAGCACUUCUCUGCAGUGCAGAAGUUUGUGGUAUUGGACCUGGGCCUGACCCUGCUGCCAGUCAGUGGACAAACAGAGGCCUCACAGCUCAUCACUCAAAUUGUUCAGGGGGAGGGCAGAGAGAACCCCUUCAGGAGGAGGACUUCAUCUCGACCAUUGGACCCCCUAGCCCUGUCUCUGGUCCAGCAGGUCCCCGGGGUGGGCAGGGUCAAAGCUCUGGCCCUGCUGCAGCACUUCUCCAGCAUCCAGCAGCUCUGCAACACAACCCCCACUGAGCUGGAGCCCAUCGUGGGCCAGGUUGUUGCUCAACAAGUUCACACAUUCUUUCACAAAUCCACCGCUGCUGGAACCUGAAGGUACCUAGCAGGACUCAGAGUCUGGGUGUGAACCAGUAAGGUUUGGAUGUAAUGGCACCGGUUAAUUUUCCCUUUGCUGUUCUUGAAACAUUGUCCCUGGUGGCCUUUUUCUGCUGCAAUAUGUGACGGGCCUGUUGGGCACAGUUCUGUUGUCUGUGAUAAUUGGGCAACACCAAAACCUUUUGUAGAAACAGUGGCUUGCA
Messenger RNA from Monopterus albus (swamp eel), 1019 nucleotides. It is a transcript of the gene faap24, whose product is annotated as FA core complex associated protein 24. Gene Ontology annotation, biological process: interstrand cross-link repair. The coding region runs from base 170 to 814 and encodes 214 amino acids. The transcript is spliced from 4 exons. Lineage: Eukaryota; Metazoa; Chordata; Actinopteri; Synbranchiformes; Synbranchidae. Gene Ontology annotation, molecular function: chromatin binding. Gene Ontology annotation, cellular component: Fanconi anaemia nuclear complex. The record is from RefSeq and is a predicted model, not a curated record.